Messenger RNA from Nannospalax galili (Upper Galilee mountains blind mole rat), 1323 nucleotides. RefSeq names its product apolipoprotein B mRNA editing enzyme catalytic subunit 2 (gene Apobec2). Gene Ontology annotation, molecular function: RNA binding; cytidine deaminase activity. Gene Ontology annotation, biological process: cytidine to uridine editing. The record is from RefSeq and is a predicted model, not a curated record. NCBI's taxonomy places the organism in Eukaryota, Metazoa, Chordata, Mammalia, Rodentia, Spalacidae. The transcript has 3 exons. Gene Ontology annotation, cellular component: nucleus; cytoplasm. Bases 236 to 910 code for a protein of 224 amino acids.
AGUCACUCAAUUAAAAAGAGACAGAGAGAGAGCGCCUGGGGGAGGGGCAGUUCCCUGAUUAUAAAACCUGCAGCCUAGGGUUCACUAGCACGAAGCCUGGCCUGCGGGUCCUCUUUCUGUCAUCCCCAGCCAGCCUUAGCUGCUGACAGCUGCUUGGGACUCUGCUGCCAGGCCCUGGCUGGAGUCGCAGCCUCUCCACGCUCUCUCUCAGUGACUGCUGAGCCACAGCUCCUCCAUGGCCCAGAAGGAAGAGGCUGCUGAGGCCGCAGCGCCAGCUUCCCAGAAUGGAGAAGAUCUGGAGAACCUGGAGGACCCCGAGAAGCUGAAGGAGCUUAUCGACCUGCCUCCCUUUGAGAUUGUCACCGGGGAGCGGCUUCCAGUCAACUUCUUUAAGUUUCAGUUCCGGAACGUGGAGUACAGUUCUGGGCGAAACAAGACCUUCCUCUGCUAUGUAGUUGAAGCACAGAGCAAGGGAGGCCAGGUGCAGGCAUCCAGGGGCUACCUGGAGGAUGAGCAUGCGGGGUCCCACGCAGAGGAGGCUUUCUUCAACACCAUCUUGCCGACCUUCGACCCCGCCCUCCGGUACAAUGUCACCUGGUACGUGUCCUCCAGCCCCUGUGCAGCUUGUGCUGACCGCAUUAUCAAAACCCUUGGCAAGAGCAAGAAUCUGCGCCUUCUCAUCCUGGUGGGCCGACUGUUCAUGUGGGAGGAGCCCGAGGUCCAGGCUGCUUUGAAGAAGCUAAAGGAAGCCGGCUGCAAACUGCGCAUCAUGAAGCCCCAGGACUUCGAGUACAUCUGGCAGAAUUUUGUGGAGCAAGAGGAGGGUGAAUCCAAGGCCUUUGAGCCCUGGGAGGACAUUCAGGAAAACUUCUUGUACUAUGAGGAGAAGUUGGCGGACAUCCUGAAGUAGGCAGCAGAGCUCGGCCUCGUGUCUGUCUGCUGCAACCAGAGAAGCACACACACACGGCACCCAGGACAUGCCUGUCUUCCUAAUGCUACUUGGAGCUGGACAACAUUUGACACCAACCUGUCAUAUAGGACAAGGCCCUCAGAGAUCUCGAAACACACCUCUCAUGCUGUCAUUCAUGUGCCUUUCUAACAUGGCUUGUAGAGAAGGAAACGAAGAAUCAAAGAGAAACGCGACUGUAUAUUGGAAUCUGGGGGUGAGGAGGUUUUACUACCUCCCCAGUGGGGUUGCUUAAGACAAAGAGCCUCAGAUUCAAGGUACAGACCUUGAAAUAUGUUCAGAAAAGCAUUUUUGAGUUGGGCUGUUUUUUUAAGAAAGAAAAAUAGCAACAUUAAUAAAAGAAAUGGUGUGAUUUA